This is a messenger RNA of Metopolophium dirhodum (rose-grain aphid), 595 nucleotides long. RefSeq names its product NADH dehydrogenase [ubiquinone] 1 alpha subcomplex subunit 5 (gene ND-13B). The coding region runs from base 131 to 490 and encodes 119 amino acids. The record is from RefSeq and is a predicted model, not a curated record. NCBI's taxonomy places the organism in Eukaryota, Metazoa, Arthropoda, Insecta, Hemiptera, Aphididae. Gene Ontology annotation, biological process: respiratory electron transport chain. The transcript has 3 exons.
UGUUGUAUUUUUUUUAUCAGUUUGACAAAUUUAAAAAUUGAUAAAUGAUAAGUUCAGUUUCUUACAUACUCGACCUGCAAAGUGUAAACUGCAAAACAACUUACUGAAAUUUUUUUGGUUGCCCUUCAAAAUGUCGUAUAAAUACUUAAAACAGACAACUGGUCUUACUAGACUCAAUGUAGCAAAAAGUCCACAUUAUACUUUAGGAGUUUUAUACGGAAAGAUUCUGCGGACCUUGCGUAAGAUGCCGGAGGAUGCAGCAUAUCGAAAGUAUACUGAGCAAAUAAUUAGCAAUAGAGCCAAAAUCGUUCAAGAAACCGUAGCAGUUGAAGAUUUUGAAAAGAAAAUUGAUUGUGGACAAGCUGAAGAAUUAAUUGUACAGGCUGAAAAUGAAUUGAUCUUGUCCAGACAGAUGUUGGCAUUUAAACCAUGGGAAUCGUUAAUUGUCAAACCAAGUGCUGACCAAUGGUCUUGGCCUCCGUCAAAGUAAUUUGUUUUAAUAUUGUAAAAUAGUUUGAUUUCAAUUUGUUAGAUAAUUUAAAUAUGUAUUCCGCAAAAUUUUGAAUUUUUAUUAAUAAAGUGAAACAUAAAGUAA